Pistacia vera is the source of this 954-nucleotide messenger RNA. Its product is annotated as alpha N-terminal protein methyltransferase 1. Lineage: Eukaryota; Viridiplantae; Streptophyta; Magnoliopsida; Sapindales; Anacardiaceae. The annotation marks the transcript as partial. Gene Ontology annotation, biological process: N-terminal protein amino acid methylation. The transcript is spliced from 7 exons. The record is from RefSeq and is a predicted model, not a curated record. Gene Ontology annotation, molecular function: methyltransferase activity. Gene Ontology annotation, cellular component: cytoplasm.
AAGUUUUCCGUUGUGGGUUCUGAAGAAACGGGCGUGGAGGCAUCGGUUGAUGGCGUUUUGGGUGGCUUUGGAAAGGUUAAUGAUGUUGAUAUAAAGGGCAGUGAAGCUUUUUUACAGACCCUUUUCUUUGAACGGUUUAACAACGCGGCUAGAACUCAGCAUCUUGUUGCUCUUGAUUGUGGUUCUGGGAUUGGGAGAAUCACCAAGAAUCUUUUAAUAAGACAUUUUAAUGAGGUUGAUCUUCUUGAGCCUGUGUCUCAUUUCUUAGAUGCUGCUCGUGAAAGUUUAGCUUCUGAAAAUCAUGUGGCCUCUGAUACGCACAAGGCUGCUAAUUUUUUUUGUGUUCCUCUUCAGGAAUUUACUCCAGAUGCAGGAAAAUAUGAUGUCAUAUGGAUACAGUGGUGCAUUGGGCAUCUGACGGAUGAUGACUUCGUUUCAUUCUUUAAGAGAGCUAAGGACGGCCUUAAACCUGGUGGAUUUUUUGUCCUGAAAGAGAAUAUUGCAAGAAGUGGAUUUGUUUUGGACAAUGAAGAUCGAAGUAUUACUAGAUCCGAUUUAUACUUCAAGGAGCUUUUCAGUCGGUGUGGAUUACACAUCUACAAAUCAAAGGAUCAAAAGGGAUUGCCUGAGGAGUUAUUUGCUGUGAAGAUGUAUGCUUUAACAGCUGAUAUGCCAAAGAAAGUGCAUAAGACCAGAUCUAAAACGCGAGCAAACAGGCCUGGCAUCAUCCAAUGAGGUUUUGCAAUUUUAAGUUCUAAUUGCUGCAAAGAUAAUUGGCUCUUCUUAAAUGAAAAAGGAGACUGUACAUGUGAUCUGAUUAGUUUGAAGCCUAGGCAGAGCUGACAUAUUGUUAAAAUUUUAAUGGUUUUCAGAUUUUAUUUUGUGUAUGAUAAGCAGCUUGUAGUUGUCUUCAAAUGAUUUACUUUUGCAUUGAAACUAAAAAUUGUUUCUUCA